GAAAACGACGCUACGAUAGGAAGCAGAGUGGCUACGGGGGCCAGACAAAGCCCAUCUUCCGUAAGAAGGCUAAGACCACAAAGAAGAUUGUGCUGAGGCUGGAGUGCGUGGAGCCCAACUGCAGGUCCAAGAGGAUGCUGGCCAUUAAGAGGUGCAAGCACUUUGAACUGGGAGGAGACAAGAAGAGAAAGGGCCAGGUGAUCCAGUUCUAA
Molecule: messenger RNA, 212 nt
Organism: Antrostomus carolinensis (chuck-will's-widow)
Lineage: Eukaryota; Metazoa; Chordata; Aves; Caprimulgiformes; Caprimulgidae
Product: 60S ribosomal protein L36a
Exons: 3
Biological process (GO): translation
Cellular component (GO): ribosome
Molecular function (GO): structural constituent of ribosome
Source: RefSeq, a predicted model, not a curated record